Molecule: messenger RNA, 3534 nt
Organism: Colletotrichum higginsianum IMI 349063
Lineage: Eukaryota; Fungi; Ascomycota; Sordariomycetes; Glomerellales; Glomerellaceae
Product: Polyketide synthase
Exons: 3
Coding region: 1-3534 (1177 amino acids)
Biological process (GO): secondary metabolite biosynthetic process; amino acid activation for nonribosomal peptide biosynthetic process
Cellular component (GO): cytoplasm
Molecular function (GO): catalytic activity; phosphopantetheine binding
Source: RefSeq, a predicted model, not a curated record
AUGGCCGCAAGGAGGCGGCUGCUCAACCACCCGGCGCUGCAGUACGGGCUGGGCAACAUCCGCCGGGUCAGCCGCGACGCCCAGGUCGCCGCCGGCUUCCAGACCCAGCUCAACAUUAUCCCCCAAGCCCGCCCCCUCGCCGCCGAUUCGGCCGUACUUCGGAUGGAGGAAGCCUUCGAGGUCGACGCGCAGUUCGCCCUAUCCUUGAACUGCCUCCUCCACGCCAACAACAGGGUCGUCUUCGAGGCCGACUUUGACCCGGUAACGUUGCCCGCGAGCCAGAUGCGGAGGAUAUUCCGGCAGUUUGUCUUCACGCUCUCGUGGCUGUUGAGAGUGCCGAGGGAGACCACGACGAUCAGACAGUUCUCGCCGCUGAACCCGGGAGAUUUGUCGGAAAUCCUGGAUUGGAACCGAAACGUGCCGGACUCCUCGGACGAGUGUCUGCACAACCUCUUCAAGGCUCGGGCCCGGCAGCAAUCGUCGGCCCCGGCCGUGGUCGCCCCGGAUGGAACGCUGACGUACGCCGAGCUGGACGACAUGUCUGACAGGCUGGCUCAUCACCUCCGUCUUCGAGGAGUCGGUCCGGAGAAGAAGGUCCCUCUGCUGUUUGGGAAGACGAUGUGGUCCAUCGUGUCAUUCCUGGGUGUGAUGAAGGCUGGAGGCGUCUGCGUCCCGAUGGAUCCGUCUCAUCCACGCCGGCGAAUACAGGACAUCAUCACGAGAUGCCAUGCCUGUUUGGUUUUAACGUCGAAACACACGGAGGCUAUCGUCGUGGACUACAUACCAACACCCGCGGUCGAACACUUCACCGUCAGCGCGGAGUCGCUCGGGGCUCUCCCCAGUCAUACAUCCUUGCUCCUCCCACAGGAAGAAGAACCUUCACCGGCGAACGCUGCGUACAUCCUCUUCACCAGCGGGAGCACCGGGAACCCCAAAGGCGUCGUCCUCGAGCAUCGAAACCUGGCUUCCACGCUCACCCACUACGGCAGGCGGGUGGGCUGGGAAGCGAGCGGCGGCUGUCGCGUGCUCCAGUUCUCCUCCUUCGUGUGGGACACGCAUACCCUCGAGGUCUUUGGCACGCUGCUCUGGGGCGGUUGCGUGUGCAUGCCCUCCGAGGCCCAGCGGGCCGACCUCGAAUCCUUCAUCCACGACAAGGCCGUCGAAUGGGUCAUCCUGACGCCCACCGUCCUCCGGACGCUCGACGCGCAUGCGCCCGAGGUGGCCACUGUGAGGACGGUCGUGUCGUGUGGCGAGCCCGUAGACCUCUCCGCGGUGCGCAACUGGAGCAGCAGCCCUUCACGCCGCUUCAUCAACGAGUACGGACCCUGCGAGGUCUCCGGGCGCUGUACUCUGACGGAACUGACCACACAUUCGCCCUUUCUCGAGAGUGUUGGCAAGCCCGUGGACUGUGCCGUGUGGAUUGUGUCGCUACAAGACCCGACACAACUGGCCCCUAUCGGCACGAUAGGCGAGAUCAUCGUCCAAGGGCCCGGCGUCGCUCGGGGGUAUCUUGAUGAUGAGGCCCUCACGACGGCUUCCUUUGUCUCCCGACCCUCAUGGCUUCCUCCAGAUCAGCCACGUUGUGACAGGGCCCGUCGCUUUUAUUGCACCGGCGAUACGGCACGGUACAACGCAGACGGAAGCAUGACAUUUACUGGAAGACGAGACGGGCAAGUCAAGAUUCGAGGCCAGCGGUUCGAGCUCGGAGAAGUGGAACGGGCACUCGUCCGCUCGGCGGGCGUUCGCGAGGCCAUCGCCUGCGUCCAGCCAUGGCGUGAUAGUGGCAGCACUCUCACUGCUGUGCUGUCUCUGGACGAUACAGAGACAGAACUCGAGGGCGGCACAGGAGAACAUCCUCUGAGGCAGGUCUCCAUGCCUACGGGCUAUGAUCUCCCCCGGCGGCUUAGGGAUAUCAGGGACGACGUGGCCGCCCUCCUCCCCUCGUACAUGGUGCCCGAGGCCUGCUUGGUAGUGCAAGGCAUGCCCUUGACGACGUCGGGGAAACUCGAUCGCACAUCAGUCAUCACCUGGGUCCAGUCGCAAGACAUGGAGGCGGCACGAGCUGCCUUCCAGCCUGCGUCCGCCGCCGACGUGUUGACGGCACCAGCGUCUGACCGCGAGAAGCUGUUGCGUUCGGUCUGGGCUUCCGUGUUGGAUAUACCCGAGCAGGAAAUCGGACGUGAAAGCAACUUCCUGGCCCUCGGGGGAGACAGUAUCGCCGCCAUGCGAGCAGCCAAUCUUCUCCGCAAACGCGGUCUUGUUGUGCCUCUACAGGCCCUGGUCCAAAGCUCCAACCUCGCUGCGACGACGGAUCACUGUGAGGCCGUCACGGAGUUGCCCAGGCCAGCCGCCGGCCCUCUUCAACCCGAUGACACGCCUGCGGUCCAAGAUGUUCGGGUUGAAGGGUUUGCCAGUACCGAUAUCGAAGCCGUUGCCGAGGCAACAGACGCGCAGGCGUCCAUGGUCGCGCUGGGAGAGUUGGACCCCCAUGCGUUGGUAUUGAAGACCGGCCUGGUGUUCGAGCGAGGCGUGGACAGAACCCGGAUCGAGCACGCGUGCCGACAAGUCCUGCAGCACCACGGGAUCCUGCGGACGGUUUUCGUUCAGAGGGGACCUAAGCUUUAUCAGGUUGUUCUGAAGCGCCCGGCCGACUCGCAGAUCCAGCCAGACUGUGAAGACGGGUCGAAUCGUCAGCACGACGAUAUCCUGACACGGUUCUACGUCGCCUCCGACAGCCAACACUGCUGCUGCUACCGCCUCCGCCUCGAGAUCCACCACGCCCUGUACGACGCCGUAUCCCUGGACCUGGUGUGGAAAGACGUCGCGGCUGCGUAUGCCGGGCGGAAGCUCUCUGACGGAACGUCGUUUCUCGAAUGGGCCGGCCGGCUCGCCCGGCUGGAUCACUCACGAGCGAAGCGGUUCUGGAGAGAGGCGCUGCAGGGUUCUCGCCUGACGUACCUGGUGCCGCCGCGGCAGGCUCCCGGGACGAUCAGGCAGGUCACGCUCCAGGUCCCUCUCCGGUCGCUCGAGGUGCCCGGCGUGACGACCGCGAACCUCUUCGCGGCCGCCUGGGCCUUGGUGAUGGGCCGCGAGGCCGGCACGCAGGAUGUCGUCUUUGCCGAAAUCCUCGCCAACCGCUACAGCCCGUCGGUCGACAUGGACCAGGAAACCGUCCUUGGGCCGUGCAUGAACACCAACCCCGUGAGGGCUCGGUUCGACUCGAGCAUGACUUUCGUCUCGGUGGCUACCCGGCUGCAGGAGCAGUCCCUUGCCGCCGCCCCGUUUGCCUACCUCGGUUACCGGACGAUUCAAAAAGACUGCACCGAUUGGCCUUUGAACAGUCUUUUUGGGUCCGUGGUCAACUUCCAGAGCCCCAGAGCUGGAGUUGUUGGAAAGCAAACCGACCGACAUCAGUCCAUGGACGUCCAAGGCACGUACCGGUUCCCCAAGCCCAGUUCAGGAGAGACCGGUGCCGGCGGUCUCUUCCACCACGUCGCCUUGCGCGAGCCAGGACCCUUUAGACGAGGCUCCUGA